This is a messenger RNA of Neltuma alba, 879 nucleotides long. Its product is annotated as tobamovirus multiplication protein 1-like. The transcript has 11 exons. The record is from RefSeq and is a predicted model, not a curated record. NCBI's taxonomy places the organism in Eukaryota, Viridiplantae, Streptophyta, Magnoliopsida, Fabales, Fabaceae. Bases 1 to 879 code for a protein of 292 amino acids.
AUGGCGCGAUUGCUAUGGACAAAUGUCUUUCCUCUUGAAGGAGGAGGAGGGGUCGUUGAGGUAAUAGAUUGGUGGAACAGCAUUGACGGAUCGGAUCAAUGGCAGAGAGGCAUUUACUUCGCCCUUUGUGCCGCUUAUGCGUUGCUUUCCAUUGCUGCUCUGGUGCAACUUGCGCGCAUUCAAUUGAGAGUCCCUGAAUAUGGAUGGACAACACAGAAGGUUUUCCACUUGAUGAAUUUUGUUGUCAAUGGAUCAAGGGCUCUUCUUCUCGGUCUCUACCAAUCUGUAUUCCUCAUUAGACCAAAGGCACUGGAACAGGUGUUAAUGGAUCUACCAGGUCUGCUGUUUUUCUCCACUUAUACAUUGCUUGUCUUGUUCUGGGCCGAGAUAUAUCAUCAGGCAAGAAGAACACCAGCUCAUCGACUUAGGCCUGCGUAUUUCAUUAUAAAUGGAAUCAUUUACUUCACGCAGGUUUGCAUCUGGAUUUCCCUUACCAUAAGCAGAACUUCCGCCACUGUGGAAGCUGCUAAGCUCUUCCUCUCAGUUAUUUCGUUCGCUGCUGCUUUUGGAUUCUUGUUGUACGGUGGGAGGCUGUUUUUCUUGUUGAGACGCUUCCCCAUUGAAUCUAGAGGUCGUCAGAAGAAGCUUUAUGAGGUUGGCUCUGUCACAAGUAUAUGCUGUGCUUGUUUCAUGAUCAGAUGUGUUUUGCUUGCAAUCUCUGCAUUUGACAAGAAAGCAGAUCUUGAUGUUUUGGAUCAUCCCAUUCUUAACCUGCUGUAUUACUUGGUAAUAGAAAUUAUUCCGUCUGGUUUGGUGCUCUUCAUUCUGCGAAAGCUGCCUCCUAAAAGAAUAUCAGAUCAAUACCAGCCCAUCAGAUGA